Messenger RNA from Cydia pomonella (codling moth), 1738 nucleotides. RefSeq lists its product as uncharacterized. The coding region runs from base 102 to 803 and encodes 233 amino acids. The record is from RefSeq and is a predicted model, not a curated record. The transcript is spliced from 2 exons. NCBI's taxonomy places the organism in Eukaryota, Metazoa, Arthropoda, Insecta, Lepidoptera, Tortricidae.
UUUUGCCGUUUUUAUAGAUAAUGGUAAGGAAGGUGGUUUUGAGCUGUCUGUGGGGCUAGGUUAGUUUGUGUGUAUUUGUCUUAUUAUUUUAUUUAUUUAAUAUGAAACUAGUGUACAUUACAUCUGCUUUUCAGAAUCCAUCGCCCUCCGACACCAUGGUAGCAAGCCCCAUCUACGAAAUGGAAGCCUUAGAUGAGUUGUAUGAGGUUCCAUUAGUAACCCAAGCUCCUGCCGUAUCUUCUACAAAUAAAGUCAAGUCGUGCUGUAAUAUAAAUAAAGAACUCUCAAAAAGAAAUUAUUUGCUAGAAAAGUCAGUAAAUCGAGUACAAAAAGUAGCAGAUCGACGCAUUUUAACAAUUAAAGCUUUGAGAGCCCAACUUAGAAGACUCAGAAAAAGUAAAGAACGUGAAGGCGAGAAGUUGAACGAGUUAUUACAAAAAGAAAAAGAUGACAAUGAAUACAUUACUGUUAUGAAGUGUUUAAGAAACAAGCCUUUACUUGAUCAUUUUAUUUCUUCCGCGAGAGGAAAGAAGCCAAAAUCUUACAACGCUGGUCUGAAGAAAUACGCCAUGACACUUCAUCUAAUUUCACCGCGUGCAUAUAAUUUCGUGAGAGAGGAAUUCGACCUAGUUUUACCUCACCCAAAAACCGUAGCCAAAUGGUGCCGAAAAGUGUAUAAUCCUGAUCUAAUUGUAGAAGAAACGAAAUACGAUCCCGGUUUAACGAGAGACGAAUACGAAGCCAUCAAGGAGAGGGUUAAAAAAAAUAACGCCCAACCUAUACAGUUAGUUCUCAUGGAUUAAAUGGCAUAAACCCUUGGCCAGCGCCCGAAGUGGCCAGGUUAGCGCUCACACACAGAACAAUACUAUACACUGUUGUACAGUGUAUGUCCGACCGUACGGUAUCAACGGCGCCCUCAAGAGGAAAGCGCACUCUGGAAGUCGGGCUUGGCCCGACCUUACAUUGAGCUGUAUGUCAGAAACCUUCGCAAACAAUUUGUACAUUUUCGGGUAGUUAUAAUAUUUAAUGAGUAACUGACCAAAUAAAAAACCUGGAUCUGUCACUGAACAUCCUGACAUUAACCGACAUUAUUUGAUCAUUUUAUGUUUUUUUCUACCCUCAACUGGCUAAAGGAGCUAUUUGAGGGUAGAUUUUUUUUACUUUUACUUAAAUACCUAAAGAUACAGAGUAUAGGUACAAUAUUUUGUUCUGAAUUAAAUUUAGUAGAAAAAUAUAGAACAGGCUUUUUGUUGAUUUGUGAUUAAAUUCAACAGAAAAUAGCCAAUGGCGAGACGAAAUGCUUAAAUUACAUGUAACUUGGCAUGAACAUCUACUUAACAUAUUUUCCAUUUGCAUAACAUAGUCAUAGGGUUUUUUUUUUUCAUCGUCAAAAACAAAACGGAACAAAUGAUGAAUUUACGAUAUUUUUAUACAAAUUACUCAAAAUUAUGAUACAUCAAACGUCCAAGAGAGGCGUGACUUUUGUGUUUCAACUUCAACACAGAAAAAUAGUACAAGUGUCUAAAUGCGAAGGCCGAGCUCCGCGUCGGGCCGAGGCUCCAACACAGAACAGUCGUACAAGUGUCUAUAACUCUGUAACACCAUGGCGUUUUCAAUUUUUUUUCGUUAUUACAAAUCAGACUCAUAUAGCCGUAGGUGAGAUGAAUAAUCAAUCAAAUGGAACAAUUUUAGUUACCCUAAAUUGCACUAAUGCGCUUAAUAAUCAAAAAGUCAACAA